AGGGUUUGACCUGUCCACACAAAAAUAAGAACCAGUAAUUUUCAUCUUUUCACAUAUAAAGUAUAAACCUCCUUAGGCUACAGCUCUCACUCCCCCACUCAUUUUUCACCUCCUUGUCUUCUUCUUCUUCUUCUUCUUUCUUCUUCAGCUUUGAAAAGUCUCUCUCUCUUUUUUUUUUUUUUCUUUUUUUUUCUCUUCCUUAUCAGCUGCGGAAAAUGAGCUCCCAGAUUUUCCGAUCUGCUUCUAGAGCAGCAAGGUCCUUCUUUUCUGGUUCUAAGAGCUCUCGUUUUUACUCUGAAGGGCAAGCUGUAGCUGCUGCUGCUGCUGUAGCAUCCAAGGGAAAGUUGCCUCUUGUAGCUUCCUAUUAUGGAAAGGCCAACUCUGGGAAUGCUACUAGAGGAUGGAUUUCAGGAGCUCUUGCCCUCCCUGCAGCAGCCUACAUGCUAAUGGACCAGGAGGUUCAUGCAGCAGAGCUUGAGCGCACUUUCAUUGCUAUCAAGCCUGAUGGAGUGCAGAGAGGACUGAUUUCUGAAAUCAUAGCCAGAUUUGAGCGGAAAGGUUUUAAACUUGUAGGAAUCAAAAUAGUGGUUCCUUCAAAGGAUUUUGCUCAGAAGCAUUAUCAUGAUCUGAAGGAAAGACCUUUCUUUAAUGGCCUGUGCGACUUCCUCAGCUCUGGCCCUGUUGUUGCAAUGGUCUGGGAAGGAGAGGGAGUGAUCAAGUACGGUCGAAAACUCAUUGGAGCUACAGAUCCACAAAAAUCAGAACCUGGAACUAUAAGAGGUGAUCUAGCUGUUGUUGUUGGAAGAAAUAUCAUUCAUGGAAGUGAUGGUCCUGAGACUGCGAAGGACGAAAUCAAGUUGUGGUUUAAACCAGAGGAAUUAGUUAGUUAUACAAGCAAUGCAGAGAAGUGGAUCUAUGGAGUCAACUGAUGAAAUUUUCUUCUUUGGUUUUUUCGCCUUUUAGAAUAUUCCGGCAAUGUUAUAUCCCACAUAAAGAGCGGGGAGGGUAGAAAAAAGAACAUGAUUAUUAUAAUAAAAACUGUUUUGUUGAGGUGAGUGACAACAUUUACUUUGCACAAACAAUUAGUGAAAUGGAAUUUCAUGAAUAAUUAAAUUCACCACUUCUUCAUCA
Messenger RNA from Ziziphus jujuba (common jujube), 1131 nucleotides. Its product is annotated as nucleoside diphosphate kinase 3-like. Gene Ontology annotation, biological process: CTP biosynthetic process; UTP biosynthetic process; GTP biosynthetic process. The coding region runs from base 216 to 929 and encodes 237 amino acids. The transcript is spliced from 7 exons. Gene Ontology annotation, molecular function: nucleoside diphosphate kinase activity. The record is from RefSeq and is a predicted model, not a curated record. NCBI's taxonomy places the organism in Eukaryota, Viridiplantae, Streptophyta, Magnoliopsida, Rosales, Rhamnaceae.